Uranotaenia lowii is the source of this 1749-nucleotide messenger RNA. RefSeq lists its product as uncharacterized. Bases 514 to 1644 code for a protein of 376 amino acids. Gene Ontology annotation, cellular component: mitochondrion. The record is from RefSeq and is a predicted model, not a curated record. The transcript has 3 exons. Lineage: Eukaryota; Metazoa; Arthropoda; Insecta; Diptera; Culicidae.
GCCUCUCUUUAUUCAUUUGAUGGUUUAGUGAGUAGUCAGCAAAAGUCCCAAUCCAGAAACCAGUUCACACCGGUCUGCGGAGCUAGCGCGGAAAAAAUUGCCGAUACAGCAGGCAAACACCAGCAACGAUAAUAAUAAUAUCUUCUAUCGUUGUGCUCGCGAGCGCACCACAGCAGGAAAGGAAGUAGGUACCUGCAACUUUCAACGUUCCUCAGUCAUUGUUUAGUGCUCAUCGCUAGUAGAUGCAACUUUGCCUAGUUCAGGCUCAGAAGAAACGAAAAAUAAACCGGUCGUGCUCAAAGUCCAAACAAUCCCCUCAUCUUGCGUGGACCUUCUGAUAAAAGUGGCAAAUAACAAAGUGGUCCAUCUAACUGUACCGUUCUUUUGCAAACAACAAGCAAGUUCAAGGCCAAAAAGCCUGAAGGGCUGGAAUUGCGUGACGAGUAACAAACCACGAACGAAAAAUCACAUCAUUGUGGACCUAAUAGGUGCAAUUCUGCAUAAGUAGAAGAAAUGGCGCAGCAAGUGCAGCAAGUUUUCAAAACCGCCCUCAAAGUCACGGGCCCAAGCCGAUCCAUGUCAACCGGUGUCCUCGGGUCAAUUGAUGGUAAUCUUUCACCCAAACGCACCCAAAACAUUCAUCUAUCGGUGCAGCGUGAUUAUCCCGCUGCAGCAGCCUUGCCCCUACCGGCCAACAUCGAUCCAACCGAAACGACACGUUUUUCGCCGCAUCGUGCCCGGGACAUUAAUUCGUCUGCAAUACUGACGCACCAGUCCUCUUACGUGGCCAAUAACAUCGACGUCACCGUGGAUAAUUCCAAUGUUCGCUUGAAUAGCGUUGAUCCGCACGUGCAGUCGUACGAUUCUCGCGGGGGAGUGUCAAUGCACUCGGUGAUGCAGAGCAACGUCCCGAGCCCGUUCGGGGGCAUGCACAAAUUUACGCAUCUGAACAUGCCUGGCGGAGGCUGGGCGCAGGAGGGCAAAUUCAUGGCACAGGAUUUACAAGCAUCUCACUACACCAACCUGCGUAAGGAAGUGCGUUCGGAUUGGUCCAGCUACGAGGACAAACCUCAACCAAAAGGUACUUUGGCGUUGCUAGAAAGCUAUAACAAGCACCGGCUGCUUAAUAAAAGCAUUUUUAUCGGUAACACUAACAGUAGCAUUAGAACAUUUUCACUUUGUCAUCGUCAAAUGGCUCAAAACAAUCCGAAAGCUAAACAAAUGACUGAGGAACCGGAAGUAUUGAAAGAAAAAACGACCGAUUCAGACGUCGCUCCCGAGGUUCAGUUGACACGAAAAGACAAACUCAAAAAGGCUGUCAAGGAGUAUGGUUCCACCGUUAUGAUUUUUCAUGUAGGAAUCAGUUUAGCUUCCUUGGGAGCUUGUUAUGUUUUAGUUUCUAGCGGAAUAGAUAUGGUAGCACUAUUGGAACGAUAUGGGCUCGGCGGAUCAACGUUGGCCACCAAAGCUGGUGCCGGUACUGGGACAUUUGUGAUCGCCUACGCCAUCCAUAAAGUAUUCGCACCAGUUAGGAUAAGCAUAACACUGGGCGCAACGCCUUUCAUAGUUCGGUAUUUAAGGAAACGUGGUUUCCUAAAGCCACCCAAGGCUUCACCGAAGACCGUGGGUGGCGCUGCUAAAUGACUUUAUUAUAAGUAUAUUAUAUCUUCAUACAUUUAAUAAUCAAAAGGCAAAAUUUAAAGGAUUGUUAAGGUUAAAUUUUUUAUAAAAUAGAUAUUAUUUACGGUA